This is a messenger RNA of Protopterus annectens (West African lungfish), 5815 nucleotides long. Its product is annotated as ras-related protein Rab-25-like. Lineage: Eukaryota; Metazoa; Chordata; Ceratodontiformes; Protopteridae. Gene Ontology annotation, cellular component: recycling endosome. The transcript is spliced from 5 exons. Gene Ontology annotation, biological process: exocytosis. Gene Ontology annotation, molecular function: GTPase activity; GTP binding. The coding region runs from base 419 to 1060 and encodes 213 amino acids. The record is from RefSeq and is a predicted model, not a curated record.
AGCUCAAAGUGAGACACAUGCAUACAGUCAACAGAUCCACCCACUGCUUUAAGAAAGCAUAACCACUUUUGUAUUCACCUGCAACAAAUGCUCUCUCUCUCUCUCUCUCACUUCUUUUCACAUACGCACGCACACACAUACACUGAAAUGCACGCCCUUUUCAGGAAGCUCAGGAUUCAGUCAAACUGAUAUCAAGGGUCUCUUUUGGAACACAGGAACUGAAACAGAGUUGCUCUUUUAAUUGCAGAAUAUUCUCUUGGAUCUGGAAGCCACGGCUUCAUCUGACAUACAAGGGCCUGUCUGGCUCGCCUCCAUUUUUUCUCAUAGGUUUCCUGAAACUCCCUUCUUAACUUGGCAAGCUAUAGAGAAGAAACUUCCCAGUAUAUUUUGAGAAAGCAGGUUGAUGCAGACGUGAGACAUGACUUCUGUUGAAGAUGACUACAAUUUUGUGUUUAAAGUGGUUCUGAUUGGAGAAUCCGGUGUGGGGAAAACUAAUCUCUUGUCUAGAUUCACCAGGAAUGAGUUUAACCAUGACAGUCGCACCACCAUUGGUGUGGAGUUUUCUACACGCACCAUUGUAAUUGAUAGUGUGACAGUAAAGGCACAGAUCUGGGACACAGCAGGACUGGAACGUUAUCGGGCCAUUACAUCUGCGUACUAUCGUGGAGCUGUGGGGGCACUUCUUGUUUAUGACAUUUCCAAGAACGUGACCUUUGACAAUGCAGAGCGCUGGCUUAAAGAACUUUAUGACCAUGCUGAUGCCAACAUUGUCAUCAUGCUUGUUGGCAACAAGAGUGACCUUGCCCAUAUUCGGACAGUGCCUAUGGAGGAGGCCAAAAUGUUUGCAGAAAAAAACAACUUGCACUUUCUGGAAACCUCUGCACUGGAUGCAACAAAUGUAGAGUUGGCAUUUAACACUGUACUUAGAGAAAUUUACAAAAGGGUAACCAGCACAGACAUGACCAACAAAAAAGGGGGUUUCUCAAUAGACCCAGCAGCUAAUCCAGGGUCACAGAACGGUCAGACUGAAGAGAAGAAGUCCUGUUGUGUUAAUCUGUAAGGCCUCUUCAAAGAUCAAGAGAAAACAGAGACAGAAACUGAAACAGACUGGUCAGCAUGACCGAAAAGAAGCCUUUAAAGCCAACAGCACUACAUUCUGAAGAGCCCAGUAGUGGGGAUGGGUGCCUUGUUUGGGAUGGGGAUACAGAAAGAAAUUUAUAUGCAAGUUUUCAAAAACAAUGGUGUUGUACUCUUCAGUAUUGAAAAACUGUAUGUUCAUGUCACUGUGGGCUAACUUCUUUUCCAUCUAUGCAAUUGGUGGAUUGUUGUUUUUAUGCAGUCACAGAAUAUCUUAGAAUAUGAAGACGGUAAUCUAAAUAUGGGUGAAGAUGAUGAAAUAUUUGUACCAUUUUGUUUUAUAACUAAUUUAAGGGGGUGCAGAUUCUGCUGUUCUUUUAACCACCCUGUAAGAAGCUGAAUGGAGGAAUUCAGAAAUGGCACAAAGACGUAUGUGCAAAUGUCACUCCUUUUAGCAGAGUGAUGCAUUUAAAAGUGUGUGCAUGUGUGUUUAUAAAUGGAUCUGUGAUUUUAAAUUUAAUUUUUGCUAAUAAUGUUUUUCUUUUACUUGAUCUUUUAUCACUACUAUGGUUCUGUUCUGUUAUGUAUCUUGUCCACAUUAAUCACACUUUAUAGAAAACAAAACAAGAACGUGUUUAAAUGCCAAAAGAAAACAUUUUUCUGAGUAAAUUACAUCACAGCAAACAAAAGGGAAACUGAAAAAGCAAAAUUAGCUUUCUUAGUAUCUAUUUUUUUAUUUUGGUUUCAUAUGCUAUGACUGAAUUUAGGACACAGUAUAGCCACUAGCACAUAUCCAAGUAGUCCCAUCAUUACAUCCUGUUGUCUAGCCCCUCUAUAUUUAUGUUAUGGAUGUAUUAUACUGAUUGAAGUUGGUAUAUUUCCUAAUGCAAUUCCAUUUCCAGCAUGCAAAGCAAUGACUUGGGUAUAUCUCUACUCACCUGCUCCCUGCCUUAGCAUAACAAUCAGGUGCACUUUCUGUUGUUUCACUGGGUGUGUUGUCCCUCCAGUGUCCACUAGGGAAUAGACGUGCUGCAGAAAAGCCCAUACCCCUCAUCUUGAAGGGCAGCUUUAAAUCAGCCAUUCAAUAUCACUCCACAACACACACUCACACUUUAUAACACUAGAUAAACUUCUACUAUGCAUUUUUACUGAAAAACGUUGACAGUAAUUCCACCUGUUUUGGUUCAUACUUUCCAGAUGUUCCAGUGCUCCUUGUCCAUCAUCAAUGGGUCUACCAGCUCCUCUUUUCACCUGCAGACUUUGACUCAGGACUGGAGCUGGCUUGGAUCUUAAGGGUAUCCUGAGGGAUCAUGCCAGGGACUGUUUCUGCCAGAGAAGAUUUUUAAUUUAAUGACCUACCCUCGCUUCCCUGCUCCCCUGCAUUCAUCUAUUAUUCAUCUAUUCCAUCCAAGGCCAAUCUUCUCCAUGGACCAUACCUUCCUUCAGGGAAAACUUCAAUUAAUGCAUCCCCCCUGAGGAUAGGCAUACCUAACUCUCCCUUCCAGAGCCUCAGAUGCCCAAAUCAUUAAUCAAACCCCAGUCACCUGGGCAAAACUGACAUAAUUUUUGAGGAAAUGUAAUAUUAAAGAAGGCAUAUUAGUAUGCAAACUUGAAUAAACUAUAUCACGGACAGCAAGUAAUAUUAAAUUAACAAUGUUGGUCAUAUCCUGUUUAGGGGUAAUGUUGUGUAGCAAGUCUCCUCUGCAUGACUUCAAGGCUUAGAAGAAUGUAUCCAUCGAAUUACGAAGAUGCAGGACUUUUGUCACUUUCCAUCCUUUCUUUCUUCACAUGCCUAAAGAAGCUUGGUCUAGAUAAACAAGGACUUUCUGUUGAGCUGUUAUGCCAUUAUGAUGCGCAGUGUUAAUGUCUGUGGAGAAAGCGAGUCUAGUAGGUACAGAAUUAACUAAGGGACCAGGAAAUCAUGCUUAAUCCUGACUAAAUUAAAACUGUAACUCUGGGGCCAUAAUAGGUUGAGCAGCUUGUCACCAAUUGUACUAAUCUGUCCUCUGGAACUUGGUAAUCCAAAUGGAAAUAAGAUGGCACAUCAGACUCCAAAUAAACACAUUAAAGAAUAAAUGUCAUCUGUUUUCUACUCAACGAUAUGAUGUGCACAUUGUAACAGAUGGUGGCAAAGACAGAGGAUUUUGACAUAAAUGCAGACCAGUUAUUAUUGUACAAUUAUACAUCCAGUUUUCAUGGUAUUGAUUUGGUCAAGGAUAUCAGUUUACUAUUAUACAGCCAGUUUUCAUAGUAUUCGUUUGGUCAGAGCUAGUCACUCAGAAGUAUAAAGAUUGGCUCUAGGUCAUUUGGUCAUAUUGACUAAUGUUGAUGUGACAUUUUGACCUCAAGUACAAAUGGGUAAAAUGGGUCUGUUGAUUAUGGUUUUGUUCACCUGUCCUUUUUUCUCCCUACAGCAGGGAAUGAAUUUAAGCCUUCAGGUGUGCAUCUUGCCCCUCUGACAGGAAUGUACUCCCAGCUGCCAGUUAAGGGAUCACUGCAGCAUUGCACAUAUAUCCUUCUAUCAGCAGCCCUAUGUGGACAUGGCAUGUGGCUUUUAAGGAUGCAACUUCACACCAGACCAUGAUCCCCACUGUUUCUAUAGUGGGCUUAGUCGGAUGUGAAGCUUACCCAAAAAGUGAGAACUAAGUAGGGAAGAAAAGUCUUUAUCUGCUAGAAAAGUAUAUAUUUUUGUGCAGGUUACAUAACAAAGUCUGUAACAGAGCAGGUACACCUAGCAAGCAGCCUUUUUAUGUGAACUAAAAACUAAACGUGAACAAAAUCCCUUGGUGCACCAGCAAUGUCAGAUGGGAAUCUGGGAGAGAAAAUCAAGACCAAAAGAAUGUCAUUAAAACCACAGUUCUCUCAACAGUGCUUAUUUAUGAGCAGUGUGAAAAUGACAAUUAUCACAAGCAUGAGGAAUGGGAGCAGUGACAACAGGCCUUUAAAUUUGUCUUUCAAAGACCCGUCACCCAGACAGCUUCAGAACCAGGCAAAGGUCAAGAGGGUGGAGUUCAAAAUGGUUAGUGUACUGCUCUGUACUGUACAUCAUGGACAGCCAAAUCAAAACUCAAAUAUAAAAUAUCUGACAAGGAGAACAGUAUCCACAUUCCUAACAGCUGAGCCUUUUUCAUUAAGUUGACUGUCAUGGUGCUGUAACCGGGGUGAGAGGACACCACAAUCAGGGAAGAACUCACUAAGUAUAAUGAGGACUUUCCUUUCAGUUACUUUAGUCAGUAUAGGUAGCUAAGGGAUGGAACAGUAAUUAUCAGCAGUCUCUGGCUGUUUGUUUUUGUUGCUUAGAGUAAGUAUCACCGUCUCCAAUUUCAAAUUCAGGAACAUUGGAUGAUAUGAAUAAUGAGAUUUAAACUAAUCAGCACAUAAUAUGGUUAGUAAAGUAUUUUAAAAACCUGGGAUGCAGGCCACCUGCAGCAGGAUUCCCAAUGCUGGAUAAUUUCCACACCUGCAACCUGACCUCCCUGAUGGUUACUCCAUCUUACAGGCAGGAAAUCAACAUCUAGUGCUACAGGAAAGGGAGCUGGUCAUCUUGUAAACCUGUCAUUUAAAAGAAAACUGAGAAGAAUGGUCAUGGAAAGCACAGACAGCAUAAGCCGGCAUCUGGGGAGUCCCUGGUGGUCUAGUGGUUAGGUUUCAGCACUCUUACUGCUGCAGCCUGGAUUUGAUUCUCAGUCAGGGAAGCUUUGGUUUAGAUUUAGUCUUGAGCCAAAUCUCAAUGUAACAACUAUUCCUUUCAGAAAAGUGAUUGGUCAAGCUGUAAAAUUUUGCAGGACUCUCCGGUGCUUGGUUUGCUGUGUAAGAAUGCAUUGGAUGUUAUGUACAUGGCUUACUUUCUUACGCAAGGAUGUGUAGAUUUAUCUAUUAACAUUAGAGAAAGUAAGUUUCCCAACAUCACCAGUCUUACUCAAUGAACUGGAUUACAUACCUGUCAACUGUCCAGAUUUUCACAGAAUGUUCAACUUUUUGUCUCAUAUUUUUGGUCUGUUCCUAAUAAAACUUGUAGUUUUCUGACAAAUCAUUGAGGACUGAAGUCAGUAAAUAAUGGCAUACAUUUGAGUUUCAGACUUAAUAUCCUUCAGAAAAAUAGAUGCCAAUACAAAUCUUGUUAAUUCCUGUUAUUGCAGCAACUUUGUAAGUUUAUAAGAGCAAUAUUUAAAAUCUGUUCAUAUUUUUGGCCCUUUGUCCACCCAUUAUGUUAGGUUUUGUCGAAAUUUCUUGAGUUAAGAAGUUGAGAGGUAUGCUACAUUCCUAUUAGUAUCGGUUCAUGUAAUAAUUUUUACAGUGCAUAGUGUCAAAACAAGGACAGAUUCUGUUCUGGAGAGUGAUAAUUACAGAUGAAAUGCCAGUCAAGUUCAUUAACAUUUCAAGUAGAAGGAUAUAAGAUCAGGGGUCAUGUAAUGAAAAGUUCCCUUCCACAUUUUGUGAAGCAAGCCAAUCAGGGUAUAAGACGUUAAAGGAAGCAAUAAUGUCAGAGAUGGAGGAGGGGGGUUGGAACAUGUGGCUUAAAUCAAGUUUCUGAUAAGCUGAGUAUGUCAGGUGACUACAUGGCUAAGAAACAACCUGACAUGCUCAGCUUAUCAGAACACAUUUUAUCUUCUUUAGACAACAGGGUCAUACCUGUGUGAGUGUUAUUCAAGACCUAAGUAUGUUGUAUGCCACAGUGACCCUUGACAUGACAUCAUGUGUUACAGUUAUAGUUAUGCAAUGGUAGCUCUUUAGUAUG